Molecule: messenger RNA, 2184 nt
Organism: Indicator indicator
Lineage: Eukaryota; Metazoa; Chordata; Aves; Piciformes; Indicatoridae
Gene: OLFM4
Product: olfactomedin 4
Exons: 7
Coding region: 1-2184 (727 amino acids)
Biological process (GO): signal transduction
Source: RefSeq, a predicted model, not a curated record
AUGCACUGUGUGCUGCAUCGUGGCGCUGCACUGUGUGCUCUAUCACGGCGCUGCACUGUGUGCUGCAUCACGGCGAUGCACUCUGUGCUGCAUCACGGCGAUGCACUGUGUGCUCUAUCACGGCGCUGCACUAUGUGCUGCAUCACGGCGAUGCACUGUGUGCUCUAUCACGGCGCUGCACUCUGUGCUGCAUCACGGCGAUGCACUGUGUGCUCUAUCACGGCGCUGCACUGUGUGCUGCAUCACGGCGCUGCACUGUGUGCUGCAUCGCGGCGAUGCACUCUGUGCUCUAUCACGGCGCUGCACUGUGUGCUGCAUUGCGGCGAUGCACUGUGUGCUCUAUCACGGCGCUGCACUGUGUGCUGCAUCACGGCGAUGCACUCUGUGCUGCAUCACGGUGCUGCACUGUGUGCUCUAUCACGGCGCUGCACUGUGUGCUGCAUCGCGGCGAUGCACUCUGUGCUCUAUCACGGCGCUGCACUGUGUGCUGCAUCGCGGCGAUGCACUGUGUGCUCUAUCACGGCGCUGCACUAUGUGCUGCAUCGCGGCGAUGCACUGUGUGCUCUAUCACGGCGCUGCACUGUGUGCUGCAUCGCGGCGAUGCACUGUGUGCUCUAUCAUGGCGCUGCACUGUGUGCUCUAUCACGGCGCUGCACUGUGUGCUGCAUCACGGCGAUGCACUCUGUGCUGCAUCACGGCGCUGCACUGUGUGCUGCAUCACGGCACUGCACUGUGUGCUCUAUCACAGCGCUGCACUGUGUGCUGCAUCACGGCGCUGCACUGUCCUCUACCCUUCAUCUCAAUACGGCGCUUAAAUAUCUGACUCAGCCUGGCAAGAUGACUGCUGACUUGCACACUCCCCCAAAGGAUGAGCUCUUUGCCAGCAUGCCUGGCUCUGUGGAUGACAACGGAACUUGUCAGUGCUCUGUGUACUUGCCGGAUACCUCCUUUCCAGUGCAGAAGGCUGAGCAAUUGGAAAUUAUAGCCUCAACGCUCUCGGAGAAAUUCGAGCUAGAACUUUCUCAGGUUAGAGAGUACGCCAAAAAAAUUGAACUGUAUCAGCAGCAAAUCCGUAAUCUAACCAUCAGAGUGGAGUACAUGGAGACCGGUGUAUCUUACACAGAACUGGACUUCCAGUUACUCAAAGUGGAAAUCAGUGACUUAGAGAAACUGGUCACACAGCUGAAAUCCAGCCUUGUUGGAAGCAACGUCAUCGUUGAGCAAAUAUUUUUGGAGAUCACAAAUCUGACUCUGCUGGUAAAUGAACUAGAAUCACUGGACAAAAACAAUAUCCUUGCAAUUCGCCGACAAAUUGUGUCUCUGCAGAAUCGAUUGAAAGAGUGUGAAGAGAACACAAACAAAACUACAGUAGCCCCUUAUUUCCCACCAGGUAGCUGCAUUCACCGUGGACUGCUGAAUAUUAGCGAGCCCUAUGUUGUAAAGCUGAACUGGAGAGGAUUUUCCUACAAAUAUGGUUCCUGGGGUAGAGAUUAUUCUCCCUCCAAUCCAGAGAAGGAAGUCUAUUGGGUUGCACCAUUGAACACAGAUGGGAGAUACUUGGAAUACUACAGAAUUUAUAGUUCCUUUGAUGAUUUGCUGUUGUUUAGACCCACGUAUGAAAGCAGAAUAACAUAUGGAGAAGGAAGUGGUGCUGCCCUUUAUGAUAAUUAUUUAUACUAUCAUUCUUAUGGUUCAAGGUACAUGGUGAAGCAUGACUUAAGAAAAAACACCAUGGUUUUGAGGAAGGAGCUUCCAGAUGCUGCUACCGGUAACCGUUUCUCUUACGCAGGUGUAUCCUGGCAAGACAUAGAUUUUGCUGUGGAUGAGAGUGGGUUAUGGGUAAUAUAUUCAACAGAAAAUAGCAUGGGCAACAUUGUGAUUAGCAAACUCAAUGAAACCACACUCGAUGUGCUGAAUACUUGGCAGACGAGACAGUAUAAGCCAUCUGUUUCCAAUGCUUUCAUGUUAUGUGGUGUUCUAUAUGCCACGAGGCCAAUGAACACUAGGAAAGAGGAAAUCUUCUACAUGUAUGACACACAUACUGGCCAAGAAAGUAGAAUUAGUGUCGUGAUGGAUAAAAAGUUAGAUAAAAUCCAGAGUAUUGACUAUAACCCCACAGACCAGAAACUGUAUGUUUACAACGAUGGCUACCUUGUAAGAUACGAUAUGACCUUUCAGCCUUAG